AUGGACCGAAAAGAAGACACCAUCUUUUUAUCGUUGCUUAACGGUACCUUAAUGGCGGUAGCUUCAAGAGGCAAAAAGGACGAGGUGGUGUGGGAAAUUCAGUUGAAUUCUUCUGCCAUAGCUUUGGCGCUGAAAGAAAACGUGUUGUACGCGGGGACGACAAAUGGAGUCAUUACCGUGAUUGAGAUGAUUCCCCAAGACAUGCCUUUUAUCUCAGAUAGGUACAGUGUUCAGGUGGUGCAUGCGCCGAUACAAUUCAUCGUGCUGCCAACCAACAGGACAAUCUGGUGCGCUGCUGGUCAGUGCAUAACAGUUCUGCACUCCAGUACGCUGGACACGAUACGUAUCAUCAUGCUGACCCGAAGCGUCGAUGAAACGAUCGAUUUAGCUUUCAUGCCCCGGACCACUCUUAUGACCGCGUCCAUACAUGGUGUUUGGAUAGCGGACAAAACCUCAAGCGUUUUGGACCUAAUCGACGCCGAGACUUACUCACUAAAGCUGCGCUUUGACAUUGCUUUCAUAAUGAAAGGGGUUCAGACGAACAAAUCUGAACGGCUGAAGAUAACUUGCAUAACACAAGCGCAAAAAAUGUUGUGGGUGGGAACCGAAGAUGGCCAUUUGUUGGUGUUUAGAAUCACCGAAGAGACUGACAGCGCAACGCCCACGUGCCGCGGAAACCACUCUUGCAGCUCUUUGCAGAACUUCCAAUUACUGCAGGACCACCGGUUAUUGCAAGGCCCGGUCGAUUGUGACAUACGAAAUCCAGUGUUUGUUCAUUUUGAUUCCGGGUGCUCAGAAGGCAACACGACAGUAUCUCAGGAAGGAACUUUGCCUGUCGAAAUAGACGCCACAGGGAGGCUUUCUGAGUGGUUUUCUUCUCCGCCGGAAAUUGUGUUAGAGAAGUGUGUGCCAGAUUCGCUUACUCACAAGGAAGCAUCAGUGAUGGACAUGCGCACUGACCUUCUUACGGAUGACAUGGAAAGCGGAGUAAGCAGCGGCUUGUGUAACUUGGAUUACGACGACUACGUGCUUCUCUACGAAAGCCACAGAAGCAUAUUUUCAUCAGGUAUCUCACACAACCGCUGUGGAGACGUGCCGUGGCCGAUUCGAGAUGUCGAAGCUUUGACAACGACGCCGAUUGGCCGCUCCCUAAGUUACGCAGGAGCCUUGACUGAACUACACGAUGACCAGAGUUCUAAUCAGCCGGCUGCGAGUUUCAACCAG
Messenger RNA from Soboliphyme baturini, 1224 nucleotides. Lineage: Eukaryota; Metazoa; Nematoda; Enoplea; Dioctophymatida; Soboliphymatidae. The record is from the annotation of a GenBank genome assembly.